Molecule: messenger RNA, 840 nt
Organism: Zasmidium cellare ATCC 36951
Lineage: Eukaryota; Fungi; Ascomycota; Dothideomycetes; Mycosphaerellales; Mycosphaerellaceae
Exons: 6
Coding region: 1-840 (279 amino acids)
Source: RefSeq, a predicted model, not a curated record
AUGUCCACAUAUCGCGGACAAGUCGGUUGUAUGCAGACCCCCGGGUUGUGCAUCGUGUGGCUGUGCGUAACACGGCCGUGGGCCGUAUUCUUAUCUCAGCAAGACAUGAACGACCUUUUUCGACCCGUAGAGGACGAGAUUAUUGGGCUCAUGGCAAGGCAGGUUGAAAGCGCCAGAAACGGGGGCAGAGUCAUCGAUAGAGUUGUUCUCGUGGGCGGCUUCGGCGAAUUUUUUCACCUACAUGAGCGUGUUACGGCGUGGUGCCGUGAGCAUGGCAUCGGCCCAGUCGUUUCCCCCGAACAUCCCGAAACAGCGAUAGUGCGCGGCGCAGCGCUCCGAGGGCUACAAGGAGCGAUAUUGUAUGAGAGGCGUUCCAACCGACACUACGGAUUCUUGGUGUCGAUGCCCUCUCGCGAAGGUAUCGACCCUUCAUCAGCAGCAGUGUUCGAUAACCUCACGGGCAACAAGACCUGCAGUGGUCGUAUGCAGUGGUUCAUCUCAAAGGGCGAAGAUAUGUAUACCAACCGGCACAUCGAUCUCGUCCACACAUGGAGUCGCCGCAACAGUCUAACCACUCAAGUCAGCAUAUUCUCUUGCUCUCUGGACACAGCGCCAGAGCAUAUGGAGCAUCCGCAAGUUGAAAAGCUUGGCAAAAUCUUGAUCGAUUUCACGGGCAUGGAUGAGUCGACACUCAGCCGAGGGGUUAGCCGUUCUACAUCAUCCACGUUGAUGGUUCGAUAUCAGCUGCAAGUCAGUCUUGAUCAGAGGACGGGAGACAUGGACUUUCAGACCCUGGUGGACGGCGAUAAGGUUGGCAAAGCCUCGAUGGUCUUCGGAUGA